Messenger RNA from Haliotis rubra (blacklip abalone), 1079 nucleotides. Its product is annotated as peroxiredoxin-6-like. The coding region runs from base 79 to 750 and encodes 223 amino acids. NCBI's taxonomy places the organism in Eukaryota, Metazoa, Mollusca, Gastropoda, Lepetellida, Haliotidae. Gene Ontology annotation, cellular component: cytosol; mitochondrion. The record is from RefSeq and is a predicted model, not a curated record. Gene Ontology annotation, molecular function: peroxiredoxin activity. The transcript is spliced from 6 exons. Gene Ontology annotation, biological process: cellular oxidant detoxification; cell redox homeostasis.
UCUAGGCGCAUUGCGCACUCUCUAUCAGACCCGGCAACUUGCUCUUCUCAAUCAGACCGGUCGAACUGUCGGAUCAAAAUGGUGAACCUCGGCGAUGUAUUCCCCAAUUUCCAAGUUGACUCUACUGCUGGCAAGAUAGACUUCCACGAAUGGUUGGGAAAUAGUUGGGCCGUCCUGUUCUCCCAUCCUGCGGACUACACUCCUGUGUGCACCACCGAGCUCGGCCGAGUUGUACAGCUUGUCCCAGAGUUCCAGAAGCGAGGUGUUAAGUUGAUUGCACUCUCCUGUGAUGAUGUUAAAAGCCAUGAAGGAUGGUCACAGGAUGUGCUUGCCUAUGUGGAUGUGAAAAGCGAAUUCCCCUACCCUAUCAUCUCGGACAAGGACAGGUCUCUUGCGGUCAAGCUGGGCAUGGUGGACCCUGACGAGAAGGAUGCUGCUGGGAUGCCCCUUACCUGCAGAGCAGUUUUCAUUAUUGGACCAGACAAGAAACUGAAGCUGUCAUUCCUCUACCCUGCUACAACUGGCAGAAACUUUACUGAAAUCCUGAGAGUGAUUGACUCUCUCCAGCUGACAGCCACAAAGAAAGUUGCGACCCCGGUUGACUGGAAAGUUGGGGAUGAAUGUAUGGUUGUUCCUUCUCUCUCCAAUGCUGAGGCCAAGAAACUCUUCCCCAAAAUGAGAAUGGUUGAACUUCCUUCCGGGAAGGAGUAUGUCCGCAUGACCCAAGUGGAUGGUCAAGUGAGGAUGUAAAUAUUCUGAAAAUGGUUUCUUCUGAAAUAUGUCCAUGUCUGUUUAAAGACUCACUUAAUAUCAUUGUACAUUAUACAUUUUGUUUACAUUAUGUCUUCUGUAAAAGCCAACUGACAUUCGAACUGCAGUACAAGCAUGCUUGUAUGCAAUUGUUAUUUGUUAAGAUAGUGGAUUUGCUAUUAUAUGUAAACAGACCCGUAUAUUUUUUUAACAAAUGUUUGAGAUGUAACUUUCUAGAAAGUGACUUUCAGAUUGUAUUUAGAGCUUAGCAAAGGUAAUUGUUUCAGAUGCUAUUUUUCUUUGUUCACAAAAUAAAGACAUCAUUACCA